Molecule: messenger RNA, 537 nt
Organism: Lingula anatina
Lineage: Eukaryota; Metazoa; Brachiopoda; Lingulata; Lingulida; Lingulidae
Product: protein FRA10AC1 homolog
Biological process (GO): dephosphorylation
Molecular function (GO): phosphatase activity
Source: RefSeq, a predicted model, not a curated record
CUGAAAAUAGGUCAAUCAUGGCAAGCGGCAAUAGCUCGGAUUUAGUUGAGGUUCAUCAUGGUGGGGACUAUUGUUCAGAAUUUGAAUAUGAUAGUGAGGCAGAGAAACAAAGAAAUAAAAGAAAAGACUUGGCUGUUAAGCAUAAAGAAAAAUCUCACAAAGUUGCACCCAGAAGUGAAUGUGAAGCUGAGUAUAGCAAAGAUGAAGGCAGAAGGCAAAGAUUCCAUAUUCUCAGUAUGGAUGCAUAUUCAAGGCACAAGAAAUUCAUCAACGAUUACAUGAUUUACUAUGGUGGAAAGUGGUCUGAAUUCAAACAGAACAAAUCAGUAGGCAAGACAGAUUUAGAUGUUAUUCGUGAAAAUCAUAGAUUUUUAUGGACAGAAGAAGAUAACCCUGAUGAUUCAUGGGAAAAGAGGAUGUCCAAAAAAUAUUAUGACAAAUUGUUUAAAGAAUAUUGCAUAUCAGAUCUAAGUCGAUACAAAGAAAAUAAGGUUGCCAUGAGAUGGAGGAUAGAAAAAGAAGUAGUAGAAGGGAAAG